AUGAUGUAUCUCUGUUCUAGUAUUUCUGAACUGUUCCUGUCGAUUAAUGAAACAGCUGCUAGGCUGAGGUUGGCUGCCACCGAGAAAGCUGAGGCAGAGAAGAUACUGCAGAUCAAGAGAGCCGAAGGUGAUGCAGAAUCCAAGUACUUGGCCGGUCUGGGUAUCGCAAGACAGCGCCAGGCUAUAGUGGAUGGGCUGAGAGACAGUGUUCUUGCUUUCUCUGAGAAUGUUCCUGGGACCUCUGCAAAGGAUGUCAUGGACAUGGUUCUGGUGACCCAGUACUUCGACACCAAGAAGGAGAUUGGGGCCUCAUCCAAGUCCUCGUCGGUCUUCAUCCACCAUGGACCAGGUGCUGUCAGAGACAUCGCAGCGCAGAUAAGGGAUGGUCAGCUCCAGGCCAGUCUGGUGUGA
This is a messenger RNA of Miscanthus lutarioriparius, 411 nucleotides long. Lineage: Eukaryota; Viridiplantae; Streptophyta; Magnoliopsida; Poales; Poaceae. The record is from the annotation of a GenBank genome assembly.